Messenger RNA from Stylophora pistillata, 1083 nucleotides. RefSeq names its product angiopoietin-related protein 7-like. The record is from RefSeq and is a predicted model, not a curated record. NCBI's taxonomy places the organism in Eukaryota, Metazoa, Cnidaria, Anthozoa, Scleractinia, Pocilloporidae.
AUGGUAAAAAUAGUGGUUGCUCGGCAUUCUAUUAAAAAUCGUGCCUCCCCCAUAAGUGUAAAUUCAAGGUUGAGCAGGAAUGACUAUAAAAAGGGAUUUGGUAAUUUUCUCAUUCGUGACUUUUGGCUCGGACUGGACAAGAUCUAUCGCCUGACGCAAAACAAAAGAGAAAACAAACUCCGCGUGGAUUUGGGAGUAACGGCCAAAAAAACUGUCUACGCACAGUAUGAAUGGUUUGGUAUUGAGAAUGAGACAAAUCGUUACAAGCUGGACAUUGGCAGUUUUUCGGCAUCUUCAACUGUUAAAAGGGAUUCUCUAUUCGCACAUAAUGGCAAGUCAUUUAGUACCUGGGACAGAUCUUCAGCUGACCAUGGUUGUAAAUCGGUUGGGGGAGGCUGGUGGUACCUGAAAGGCGUUCAUUUUUCCUCAAAUCUCAAUGGCAUCUACCCUUGUGAUGGAACUCCUUCUCAUCAAGAUAAUCAAAUCCGCUGGGGAGGAUUAAUAAACCACGAUGCUGAGGCUAACCAGGCUCCGAAAAGAACUGAAAUGAAAAUCAGACGAAAGGACUUUUUAUCGUGGGUUAGUGGAGGGGAAGGAUUUUUUAAGAAUUGUGGUGAGCUUUACAAGUGCGGUCAAACCAUAAGUGGCGUUUAUACAAUAGACCUGGCUGACGGUAAAGGUGCCUUUAAUGUCUAUUGUGAUCAGACAACAGACGGUGGAGGAUAUACAGUGAUCCAGAAGAGGGUGGAUGACACCGUAGAUUUCAACCGUACUUGGAAAGACUAUAAAAAUGGAUUUGCUUCAACUGUUAAAAGGGAUUCUCUAUCCGAUCAUAAUGGCAUGUUAUUUAGUACCUGGAACAGAUCUUCAACUGACCAUGAUUGUACAUCGUCUGGGGGAGGCUGGUGGUACCGGAAAAACUGUCUUGCUUCCUCAAAUCUCAAUGGCAUCUACCCUCCUAAUAGAACUACUAAUCUUGGGAUUAAUCAAAUCCGCUGGGGAGGAUUACAUGAUGCAGCUAAGGAUAACCAGGCUCCUAAAAGAACUGAAAUGAAACUUAGACGAAACGACUUUUUAUCGUGG